AUACAUUCUAUAUCCUACGGUAGCCCGGCUUCUUGUGGAAAAUACUCAUCGCGAAAACAAAGGAAGACAAAUAAUGAUAAAUGAUCAAAAAGAAAAUAGUUAUAGGCUACCUCUGGGCUAUGUGGGAGGGUCUGGUCGUCGAUAAGAAGGUUGGCAACGCGCCAUGACGCAUUGCAAGUCUACUUGCUCCCCCUCUCUGUGGCGGAGCCUGCGAAACCCUCAUAACGGAAAAUAUCCCAGCAACACACAGCUGGGCGAGAGAGCGCGAGCUGCUGUACAACUCCGUGUCUCGCGCCGCGCGGCAGUGCUCCAGUCUCAGCCUGAACUCCGGCAGCACUCUUUCGCGAUACUGAAGCGUCGGGAAGGAAAGAAUGCGGAAGAAUUGUCAGCACACCUUUUUGCCCACAGAACUGCAGAUUUUUCCGAUAUCGUCCGUUAUCUGAUUGUUUCACACUGGUCGCGGGAACUCGUGCGUAUAUGGGAACUUUCGUAGCCUUUCGUCCCUUUUACUUAUCGGAGGGUAGCGCUUCCUAAUCUCGUAUAAAAACCAAAACGAAUGCGAGUGCUGGUACCACUUACGGCUGCUGGCGCUACUUCUACUACUACUACUCGUACUACAACUACUACGUAACCGACCACUACAUCCGAUUCCUGCCUUUAUAUUUCAGUUACUUUGGGAAAAGGCUUAGGAAGAGCGGGGGAAACACCGUCCCUCUCGGCAUCAUGCGACAACCGGCGACUGCGUCCUUCCCCUCCCUCGGCCUGCCGCUCUUCGUCGCGCUGGCGGUCCUGCUCCUCAGCGUUCAGCUCGGCGAGGCCUCCGGCCCGGACCACAAAGCGGACAGAGACGGCUCCUCUCCGGCCAACUUCACGAAAGACCCGUGCACCGGAACGUAUGAGUGCCUGCCGGGCGUGAUCCUUCCAGCGUGGGAGCCCCAGAACCCGUCCUUCGGCGACAAGGUGGCGCGGGCGACGGUCUACUUCGUGGCCCUGGUCUACAUGUUCCUGGGCGUCUCCAUUAUCGCGGAUCGCUUCAUGGCGUCCAUCGAGGUCAUCACGUCGCAGGAGAAGGAGAUCACCAUCAAGAAGUCCAACGGCGAGACCACCACCACCACGGUGCGGAUCUGGAACGAGACCGUGUCCAACCUGACGCUCAUGGCCCUGGGCUCCUCGGCCCCCGAGAUCCUGCUGUCCGUCAUCGAGGUGUGCGGACACAAGUUCGAGGCGGGCGAACUGGGGCCCAGCACCAUCGUGGGCAGCGCCGCCUUCAACAUGUUCGUCAUCAUCGGCAUCUGCGUCUACGUCGUCCCUGACGGGGAGCACCGGAAGGUCAAGCACCUGAGGGUGUUCUUCGUCACCGCCACCUGGAGCAUAUUCGCGUACAUCUGGCUUUACUUGAUCUUGGCGGUCAUCUCCCCGGGGGUGGUCCAGGUCUGGGAGGGCCUGCUCACUUUGUUCUUCUUCCCCAUCUGCGUGGUGUUCGCCUGGGUGGCCGACCGGCGGCUCCUGAUCUACAAGUACGUGUACAAGCGCUACAGGGCGGGGAAGCAGCGGGGGAUGAUCAUCGAGACCGAAGGCGACCGGCCACUCCCCUCCAAGGUGGACAUCGAGAUGGACGGCAAGAUGCUCAACUCCCACGCCGUGGACUUCCUGGACGGAACCCUGGCCCUGGACCUGGACGACAAAGACCUGGACGAGGAGGAGACCAGGAGGGACAUGGCGAAGAUCCUGAAGGAGCUGAAGCAGAAGCAUCCGGACAAAGAGGUGGAGCAGCUGAUCGAGCUGGCCAACUAUCAGGUGCUGAGCCAGCAGCAGAAGAGCCGGGCCUUCUACCGCUGCCAGGCCACCAGGCUGAUGACGGGGGCGGGGAACAUCCUGAAGAAGCACGCGGCCGACCAGGCCAGGAAGGCCGUCAGCAUGCACGAGGUGCGCCCCGACGUGGCCGAGAACGACCCCGUCACCAAGGUCUUCUUCGACCCCGGCUCGUACCAGUGCCUGGAGAACUGCGGCACGGUGGCGGUCAACGUGGUGCGCCGCGGCGGCGACCUCGCCAACACGGUCUCCGUGGAGUUCCGCACCGAGGACGGCACGGCCAACGCCGGGUCCGACUACGAGUUCACCGAGGGCAUGGUGGUCUUCAAGCCCGGCGAGACGCAGAAGGAGAUCCGGGUGGGGAUCAUCGACGACGACAUCUUCGAGGAGGACGAGAACUUCCUCAUCCACCUCAGCAACGUGAAGGUGCUCGCCGAGGGCGGGGACGAGGAGAACCCGGAGGCCAAUCACGUGGAGACCCUUGCCUGCCUGGGCCUGCCCACCACCGCCACCGUCACCAUCUUUGACGACGACCACGCCGGCAUCUUCACGUUCGAGGAGCCGGUGACGCACGUGAGCGAGAGCGUGGGGACUAUGGAAGUGAAGGUCCUGCGGACGUCCGGAGCCCGCGGGGUGGUUGUUGUGCCCUACAAGACCGUCGAAGGCACAGCUAAGGGAGGAGGAGAGGACUUUGAAGACUCCCACGGCGUGCUGGAGUUCCAGAACGACGAGAUAUUCAAAAUUAUAAAGGUCAGAAUAAUUGACGACGAGGAGUAUGAGAAAAACAAGGCCUUCUUCGUGGAAAUCGGGGAGCCCCGGCUGGUGGACAUGAUUGAGAGUAAAGAAGAGGAAGUGGAGGGGGAGGAAGAGGAGCCCCUGACGGGGAAGGACGAGGAAGAGCGGCGCAUCGCGGAGAUGGGCCGGCCCAUGCUGGGGGACCACGUCAAGCUGGAGGUGAUCAUCGAGGAGUCCUACGAGUUCAAGAACACCGUGGAUAAGCUGAUUAAAAAGACCAAUCUGGCCCUCUUGGUCGGGACGAACAGCUGGAGGGACCAGUUCAUCGAAGCCAUCACGGUCAGCGCCGGCGAGGACGACGAAGACGAGGAGUGCGGGGAGGAGAAGCUGCCCUCCUGCUUCGACUACGUCAUGCACUUCCUGACGGUGUUCUGGAAGGUUCUGUUCGCCUUCGUCCCGCCCACGGACUACUGGAACGGCUGGGCCUGCUUCGUGGUGUCCAUCUGCAUGAUCGGCCUGCUCACCGCCUUCAUCGGCGACCUGGCGUCCCACUUCGGCUGCACCAUCGGCCUCAAGGACUCCGUCACCGCCGUGGUGUUCGUGGCCCUGGGGACCUCCGUACCGGACACGUUUGCCAGUAAGGUGGCGGCCAUCCAGGACCAGUACGCCGACGCGUCCAUCGGCAACGUGACGGGCAGCAACGCGGUCAACGUGUUCCUGGGCAUCGGCGUGGCCUGGUCCAUCGCCGCCAUCUACCACCAGUACCACGGCCGGCCCUUCCGGGUGUCCCCCGGCAGCCUGGCCUUCUCCGUCACCCUCUUCACCAUCUUCGCGUUCAUCUGCGUGGGGGUGCUGAUGUACCGGCGGCGUCCCGAGAUCGGGGGGGAGCUGGGGGGGCCGCGGACUUCCAAGGCCAUCACCAGCAUGCUCUUCGUCAGCCUGUGGCUGCUGUACAUUCUCUUCUCCUCCCUGGAGGCCUACUGCCACAUCAAGGGCUUCUGAGCGGACCUGUGCGCCAGCGGGAGACCCGAGGGGGAGGAGCCCGGAGGGGGAGGAGUCCAGAGGGGGAGGAGCGGGAAACCCGUAACCGAGAAGAAGAAAAGAAAACGGAAGUAGCAGCAGCAUAGCUUUUUAUAACUGUCGUGUUUCUACCCCUAAUACACAUGCAGACACACACACACACACACACACACACACACACACAUACCUACACACCCACACACACAUGCCUGCAAAUACACACACACACGCACAUGCCUGCUCAUGCACACACACACACACACAUAUACACACACACACAUACCUACAGACCCACACACACAUGCCUGCAAAUACACACACACACACAUAUGCCUGUGAACAUAAACACGCAUACCUACACACUCACAUAUACCUGCACACACACACACACACACAAACGCACUCACACAUGCCUGCGAACACACGCGCACACACAUACCUGCACGCACACACACACACAUACCUACACACGCACACAAACACACACACACAUACGCACAUGAACACACAUACACACACACACAGAUGCAUGAACACACACAACGCAAGCAGGCAUGCACACACACACAGACAUUUUCCAACUAACCUAGGAGUUUCGUGCACUGAAGAGACUAAACGUCCUUACUAUGAACUCAAAUGAAAGAGUAUCAUACCUACUGUAGAUCAGGUAACGUUCCCACGACGGUGGAUAUAAUGACAUAAAAAACACAGAAAUAGAAAUCUCUUAAAAAGGUUGGUGCCAUUUCUUUAAAAAGGAGGGUGUGUCAGUUUAGAGUCUCGUCAGCUGUAAUUACAUGGAAAAAACAUAAAGUUAAUAUUUGUAGAACAAAAUCAAUGUACUGGAACGGUAGCUUGUGAGUCCCUGCCCCAAUUAAUUUACACAUAAAUGUAGAAUUCCAGAUAUAUGUGAAUACAGAAGUGAAUGGUAAGCAUUAAUUACAGUACCUAGAGAUUUGUCACUUUAAGGUUAUAUUUUUAUCUGAUGCUUUUGCUUUGUGCAUUAAAUGGACUAAAUCUAAUCAGGGUCAAUGUUUGCUGCUAACUCCCCUUAAACUCACAGUCAGAGUUCUGUGUUUUAAAGGUCACGCCCAUAUUGUACCACAGGCACUAAUUCCAUUAGGUAUGCAUCAUUUACUGUGUUUCCACCUGUUUGCUUUUAAUCCUGUCACUCUAAUAGUCGAAUAUGAGGCUUCUGUUUCGAUAACCAUCAACCAUUUGAAAGUACAAGAUCCCUACGUUGUUACAUUUCUGCUCAGCUCUCCCUAGAAGUGAAAUAGAUUUUGGCUGUUUCUGGUUCACAAUUAGACGUUUAAAAAAUGACCGUGCCAAGAAAACGAGAUAAUUACAGAUUUUAAUUUGUUUCAUUUGAACUCAUCACAUUGCUCUCCUCACUGAACCUAAAUGAUGCCAUUACCCCAUAAUGGGUCUGGGGAAUUCUGUUGUUUUCUGACAGAUGCUAUUCUGCUUAUUUAACCCCCCCCCCCCUCCACCCCCGCCAGCCUGUCCCCAAAAGCAAAUGUAGAAUUUUUUUUAAUUCAGAUUGUAUUACUUCCGCUGUUCCUCUUUAAGUGAAUGUCAUAGAUCAGCACUGCUGUAAACAUAUAGAAAUUUGCCAUACUUGUUGUUUUGUGUAAUGUGGAAACCUAAUAUCUGUGUCAGUUUCUCUGAGUCAUUCUACCAGUUGGCUUGUCUACUAUCAGAUUCCCUAUCAUACUGAAAAGCAGCGGUAAUCGACCCUGUUCCUGGAGUUCUACCAUCCUGUAGGUUUUCAUUUCAACCCUAUUUUGGCACAACUGAAUACUAAUUAGCCGCUCAAUGAGAUUUCUGGCCUACAGGACGGUGAUGGGAUGCAAUACCUGUAUAUGGCACAGGCCACUGCUGAUAUUAUUGUUCUGGCAACACCUAUUUUUUCCAGUUUCGUUCAUGGUUUUGUUCUUCUUCAUGAAAAUCAAGUCAUAAUUCGGUUUUAUGAUAUCAAUCAUAUCAACAUUUAAAUAUCACUAGUUUCGGCUUAAUGUGUCCAGUGUGCAGAUGAGCAGAGGUGGAAUAUCCAGGUUCAGACAGUAAAAUCCUCCCCUGUACUUUGUUCAAAUCACCUGGAUUUACUAAUUCGCACAAUUCUUCAGCCAGGAGGUUUAACUAAUCGGUGAAAUCAGCUGGCUCAGUGUUCAUGGGUGGAAGAAACACAUGGCAGGACUUUUACUUUCCGACCCCAGGACUUUCCACCUCUAGAUGUGAGGAUAGCUAAUAAUUCACCUGUUUACCUUAAACUAAAUUAAACUAAAUAUUUUCUGUUGUAAAGCUGGGGAAAAUAUGUGAUGUAGACCUUACUCUCUUUUUCUCUAAUUCAAACUGUCAUUUACGACAUAAAGGGUUUGUAAUUCAGUGUUGUCCGAAUCAGUAUUGCCACACAAAAAAAGAUCUAGUAGUAAUUGGGAAGGACAAGCACUGAAACUUUCAAUUUGAAUUUCAAGAAGGCAACUAGAUUUCUUACAGAUUUUGUUUUUAUGAUCUGUGUCUGCUAGCAGCCUGGUUUUGGAGUAUGGUCUCUUGUAAGAUUUACUUUUCUUGUCCUUGUAACUAGAAUUUUCAAUCUCUGAAGAUUAGAAUAGCAGAAUGUCCAUAGGCUUGGGUUUUCCAUCAUAUUGCAGUUUUCUCCACAUUUUGCCAAAGGGAAAUAUUUCUAGUAUUUCUAAUAUUUCUGAAAGUGCUCGUAACACCCAAUCAGAACAGUAGAUUUUCUAUCUGAAAUGUACAUUUGUUAAUGGCACCAAAAAUGGUUCAGCUUCUAUCUGUGGUAUAAAAAGUUUGUUUUACCUGUGUAGAAACUUUCGUAAGAGGAUUUGUAUGAAAUCUAGAAACUUCUGCAUUUGAAAAUUUAACAGCCAUCUUAAAGGAUUUAAAAGUUAUUGUCAGGGUUUGGUGGUCCUCAUUGGUCUGUUAAUUAUGAAGAGUGUAAAAAAUAUCAAUGGGCUGUCUAGUGUAGUCGCCAUAACUUUCUUUCCCCAUUUGUUAGGCAGGUUAGUGUUACUCCUAACUUGGGCAUACCAUCCCCGGAGUUCAUAUGUACAUUUGAGUCAAAUUUUUUUUUUAAAUGGUUAAUAAUAUUUUUGGCCCACAAAUGAAGGAAAACAGGCGGCGUGCACUUUUGAACUGUUUGAGCAGAAAAUUCAACUGGCAACGUCGACGUCGCCGAUCCAAUGAAGGAGGACCUGCCACAGCGUGCGCGCGUGCGUUCCUGACGUUUUUCUGACUGUUAAUGAACUUUUCGUUGAUAGAAAGGACGAAAAAAACAAAAACUAAAAACUAAAAAAAAAAAAACAAGAACUGGACCUCUCUGUACCCUUGUAACCGGUUAUCUAACUGACUUAAAAAAAGAGAGAAAAAGAAAAAUCUAUGAAGUACAGCCAUAACAUGGUGUCCUGUCGCAGUGACGGUAUCUAAAGGACUCGUUCUGCUCAGCCUCUCGUCGCGUGACUGCGUACCGGCACGCUGUCGUCAUGGCGAGCUGUCGUCAUGGCGCACUGUCGUCAUGGCGCGCUGUCGUCAUGGCACGCUGUCGUCAUGGCGCGCUGUUCUGCCCCUCCCCCCGCCCCCCCCCGCCCCCUAAUCCUCUUCCGCCAUGUCCAUAUUUGGGAAUGUUAAUGUGGUACUUGUUAACACUGUGCAUGGAUGAAACGUCUGUAAAUACUAAGCGGUAUCCCAUUCGUAAAUGUUGAGGACGGUCUGAAUGCUGUAUAGAUUUUGGAUGUAGGUUGUUUUUUUUGUUUUGUUUGUUUCUUAUUUAAAUGAGGCUAUAUGUCCUUUGGUAACUCGCACAUUUGAAUGAAAAGGCAAUAUUUGGCUUUUGUGUAUAGGAGGGUGGAACAUAACGAAAUUCUGUAUUUAAGGGUGGGGGGGGGGGUUGCAUGAAUAUUUGUACAAACAGACAAUGCUUGCUUGAGGACUUGGUUGUAUUAUUUGACAGUUGUAGAGAACUAUGUACAUCAAAGGAUAUUUUGUCAUUUAAGAGCUCAUGUGUAUAUACUGUACAGUAUUGUCAGAGGCCACACGCUUCAGCAUUGCAUAGAGAACUCAACAUAUUUAUUAUUAUGAAGCCCUUGGUAAACACAAGAACGACACAUAUUGCCUUUUUUGUGCAGCAGUUGCUUGAAGCUUGUUUAGUUCUGUUCCUUUGUGCUGAGCAGUGUAUGUUUCUAAUAUUAAAAUUUGUUAUUAUCAGAUUUUUUUUCUAUUAGGGGGUGGGGUCUUUGAUAUAUAAAUUCAUCGCUUGGAGGCAUUAGGUAGAUUAAUGCUUAAUACCUGUCCAUGCAGUGACAGGUGUCAGUAACGCGUCCCUUGAUGUACAGUACUUGAGCUUCCGGCUGUCGGUAGAGAGAUUUUCACAUCUCAGGGCCAAAAAAAAAUGUAAUAAUAAAAAAUCUGACAAGAUGGUGUACAAGCAGCAGGUUUGUGAACAGCGUACUAUGAGCAGACUAACAAGGUCUCCGCAGUCGUUUAGUCCACCUGCUCCAGAAGUUUCACGGCCUCGCCUCUCGUUGAGGGUAAAUCUCUCUGAUUGGACGCUUGAAUCAUAAUCAGGGACCUUCGUCAUACACCGUUUGUUGAUUGAUAUCAGCACUACACCCCACUGCUCACAUGGACUUGUUUCUGUUAUUCGAGGUUAAGAUAUCUGUCUUAAUUUACAGGGUUUCGCUGGGGAUUUCCUAUGUCUUUUAGGUUUUUUCAUUUGUUUUUAAAUAGUUGAAGAUACUGUAAUAAGUUUUCUUGAUUAUUAUUAUUUUUGUCUUUGAUGUUUUGUUUGGUUUUUUUUGUUUGUUUGUUUUUUUGUUUAGUAUUUCUCUUUGCACACAAACAUAGGAAGGACAUACACUAACUGUGAUUGCUGUACACGGUACACUUCUUGACACAAAAAUAAAGUUUGGGAUAUCCUGUUUGAAAAGA
Messenger RNA from Anguilla rostrata (American eel), 8511 nucleotides. Its product is annotated as sodium/calcium exchanger 1-like. Gene Ontology annotation, cellular component: postsynapse; sarcolemma; axon. The record is from RefSeq and is a predicted model, not a curated record. The transcript has 7 exons. Gene Ontology annotation, molecular function: calcium:sodium antiporter activity. NCBI's taxonomy places the organism in Eukaryota, Metazoa, Chordata, Actinopteri, Anguilliformes, Anguillidae. Gene Ontology annotation, biological process: cell communication; calcium ion import across plasma membrane; sodium ion transmembrane transport. The coding region runs from base 724 to 3549 and encodes 941 amino acids.